CUCAAAUUCCCAGAUUCAGACUAAUUAGCCAAACCUGUAUACCUCAAGCCUUCGUUCCCCUCCAGCCAUCACCAAAUACAAGUCAUCUCUGGUUUAACCCUCAAAAGGAAGCCUGGUCGUCCUCGUGGAACCUCACUGUGUCAGUCCAGUCCCACUAGCUUUAUCCUCGGUUUAACUGAACCCCGGUCAAGCUUCGCUUCGUUUCCGUGCACUUCGCUUCGGUUAUCGUAGCCAAAAAAUCUGAAAAAUCCCACAUCGUCAGGUGUGAGUUGAGCCUCACCGGUGCUUCAAUAGAGUGUCGCUGAGACUUACGCUGCCUGUAAGAUAUACGAAUACCUACUAUCUACUGUCUAUAUUAUCCCUAGUUACCUUAUCUUAGUCUUUCUUUGCUACCGUUUGCUAUCUGAAAAAUUGAAAGAUUGAAACUGAAAUUCCGGAAAUUUUUCAUACCUCAUCGCCGAUAUGUCUUCUAUAUCCACCGAUUCGUUGCCGUACUUCGAUCCGGCUGUCGAUAGGAGAGUGGCUCUCAUCACCGGAGGCAAUUCCGGAAUCGGCUACUACACGGUGCUCCAGCUUUAUCUCCAUGGCUAUGUAGUGUACAUCGCCGGUAGAUCUCGCUCGAGAGUGUUGAAGUCCAUCAAGGAAUUGAAGGAAAAAGCCAACACCAUUACAAAAGAUUACGAAAUCCAAAACGCAAAUACGAAUUUGACUUCUCCAAAGCGUUGUCUCGGUGAAUUGGUCUAUUUGGAAAUCGAUCUUUCCAGCUUAUCAUCUGUUAUUGCUGCCGUCGAUACCUUCUCCAACAUGGAACUGAAGUUGAAUCUUCUCAUAAACAACGCUGGAGCCAUGGCUGUUCCAUAUGCUCUAACCAGAGACAAUUUUGAGAUUCAGCUCCAAACCAACUUCGUGUCGCCGUUUCUUCUCACUACUAAGUUGCUACCUUUACUAGAGAGAACCGCGGACUUGUACCCCAGCACAGAACCUCCUCGCGUAGUUUAUCUAAGUAGCAUUGGCCACAAGUUUGCUAUUCGUUUCUUCUCGUUAAACACUUCCUUCAACUACAGGCCGAACCUAUUGUUCACCUGGCUUCGUUACGGAAUGGCCAAAACAGCAGGCAUCCACUUUAUGAAGAUGCUAGCUUUGCGUAAUCCUAAGAUCCUCUGUAUGCUGGUGCAUCCGGGCUUUGUGAUGAAUACAAACUUGUUCACUUACUGGACCCGUUUGCCCAUCAUCGGGAUCCUCUUCUGGUGCUUCUUCCAGAUUUUUGGCUACUUUCUCGGCGUAUCCAACGAUGAAGGAUCGGAUGCGAUCAUUAAAUGCUGUCUCGAACCAAAACUCUCCUUGGAAAAUGAUAAUGGGAAGUACUUUGUUACUGGAGGCAUCGAGGCAGAGCCUUCCAAGGUUGCCAGCAACAUGGACUACGCAGCAAGAACAUGGAUAUGGACCGUUCAUGAACUCAGCGAGAGGGGAAUCACAAUUCCAAACUAA
Molecule: messenger RNA, 1488 nt
Organism: Scheffersomyces stipitis CBS 6054
Lineage: Eukaryota; Fungi; Ascomycota; Pichiomycetes; Serinales; Debaryomycetaceae
Exons: 1
Coding region: 463-1488 (341 amino acids)
Source: RefSeq, a predicted model, not a curated record